Messenger RNA from Colletotrichum aenigma, 1113 nucleotides. RefSeq names its product Glucans biosynthesis glucosyltransferase H (gene opgH). The coding region runs from base 1 to 1113 and encodes 370 amino acids. The record is from RefSeq and is a predicted model, not a curated record. Lineage: Eukaryota; Fungi; Ascomycota; Sordariomycetes; Glomerellales; Glomerellaceae. The transcript has a single exon. Gene Ontology annotation, molecular function: hexosyltransferase activity. Gene Ontology annotation, cellular component: plasma membrane.
AUGGCAGUACAGGAAAUGACUCAGGUCGCAACGCCAGUCCAUUACACCGGCAUAUCGGUUCCGCAGCGCCGUUUGCUGGUACUCAUUCUCAAUGUUGUUACGACAGCUCCGUUACUUUGGGCGUAUUUCAAUAGUUGCACUCAACAACCAAGGGCCGGCCUUCUCGACAUUCUCAUUCUAAUCUGUGCUACAAUCUGUGUUCCAUGGCCAGUCUUCACGUUCUGGAACACGUUGAUCGGACUCUGCAUCGUUGCCUUUGGCAAAGCCAGCAAGUCCAUCUACCCCUACUUCGAAGCCGGUGGCCCCGUUCCAGAACUUACUUCUAGGACUGCUUUGACCAUCUUCAUGCGAAAUGAAGACCCGGAGCCAGUUUUCAACCAUCUUCGGGCCAUGCACGAAAGCCUGCGCCGGGUCAACCGUCUUCAACAUUUCCGUUUUGUCGUUCUUAGCGACACCACCGUUCCAGAUGUUGCGCAAAAGGAAGAAGAGGGUUUCUCUCGCAUUCGACAAAGUCUCGGGAUGGGUAUGUUUAGCGACCCAGUUUAUCGCCGUCGAGAGAAGAACGUCGGUUUCAAAGCGGGAAAUAUCAAGGACUAUCUGGACAAACACUCGGAAGGAGACGAAUUCUUUGUCCCGCUCGACUCCGAUAGCGCCAUGAGCGGAGACCUUCUCAGUCGUAUGGUCUUCAGUAUGGAGAAGCAGCCCCAGAUCGGCCUGUUGCAAACCUUGGUCGUGGGCAUGCCGGCUGUUAGUGGUUUUACUCGCAUAUACCAAUUCGGACUCCGUCAUAGCCUGCAUGCAUACAAUACGGGAUUCAGCUGGUGGGCUGCCGACUGCACGCUGUAUUGGGGCCACAAUGCCAUCAUCCGCAAAAAGGCAUUUCAUGAGAACUGCAUGUUGCCAAAAUUGCCGGGAGGGCCACCACUGGGCGGCUACAUUCUAAGUCACGACCUCAUGGAGGCCAUGUUUAUGCGUCGGGCUGGCUACGAAGUCAGGCUCCUUCCCAUCGAGACCGAAAGCUACGAAACCAAUCCGCCAACCCUCCUUCUUCUAUAUCCGGCGGGAAUUGCGCUGGUGCCAAGGCACAAUGCAGUACUGGUUUCUGUGGAAUGA